UAGCCUGGGUUCUCAUCCAUCACUCACUCAUCAAGUCCCAGGUCAUAGAGGUUAUUCCGGGACUCUUCUGGGUCAUGAUGAGGCUGCACUCAACACUGAGCACUUGGCUUUUCACACUCCUAGUGAUGCCAGUCUACUGCCAGAGUGGUGAUGAUGGAGAGUUGGGAUCAGGUGACGUCUCCGGGCCUGUGGUCACUGGCAACUCCUCUGCUCCAAUCUUCCAUGCAGCCGGGGAUGAGCCAGACAGAACCAGGCCACUUUUUCAAACCCUGCCAGAGACGGAAGGCGGCGACUGUUAUGUCCACUUCCACACCGGCCAAGUCAUGACAAGACGGUUACGAGCUUUCAGAGAGGAAGUUGCUUAUCUAAAGGCUCUUCAACAUGGGAACCAGGCGGUGAUGGAGAAUCUGGUCCAGUUUGUUGGAGCAGAAAUGGGAGAUCAACGCUACGAGGAGGUGAUCCAAGAAAACAUUGUUGGAAUCAGGGAGGAUCAUGUGAGCUGUGAGAGCGUGGUGACAAAAGCAGCAGAGGAGAUGGAGAGUCAGCUGGAGGGAGACGCACUAGACACUUCGGCUGGAAUUCAAAAAAUAAAAGAGGAGUCCCUUGCCUUUGAAGAAAUGCUGCGUACCGCGUCAGACAUCGCCACUCGACUGGAGAGUUCUUCAAGAGCCCUGCAUGUGGAGAUGAUCGCACAGCUGAGGAAGAACAUGAGACAGCCACGCUAAACUAAAUGACUCGGUGGGAAGCCGUCCAACCUGGAAAAAUAGAUAAAGUGUCACUUCUGUAUUUAUCCAUAUGUUUUAAUAACAGUGAUACAAUGUCAUCACUUUAAACAGUCUAUAUAUGUUAUCUCCCAUCCUUACAUAGUUUUUUUUGUGAGACAGAAUUAUUGUCAGAGGACUGAAACACAAACUAUAUUUUUCCUCUCUUGUCCAAUGUUCAUUUGUGAGCCAUAAUGAAAACAUAAUGGCUCUGUGUACAAGGAAAUUGAAAAAAUGAUCUUGGCAGUGUGGUGACAUCUUAAAAGAAUAUUCUCUUUCCGAGUACAGACAACCCCGCAGCUAUGGUCUGGCUGUCUUGGCGCUAGGGAGCAGAUGGUGAAAAGACUGUAUGAGGGUCUGGAAAUCAACAAGCAUGAACUCAUAUACAUUGGAAAGCGAAAGCAAGGCGGAGAAAGAAAAAGAGGAAAAAAUAUUAAAGUGAUGUCACUGAGGAAUAAAUGAAAACAGAACAGAACCUAAAGAAACAGAUGAAGAAAGAGUAUGAAAUCUUUGCGACCAAAGAAUGUUCAUUUUCAGUGUAUUAGUCAGUUGUUGUCAGUUUUGCUGUAUGCAUAGUUUGACCCAAUUCUGAGUGUAUGCUAGUAUUUGUAUGGUCAUAGAUACAGCCUGUGUGAGUGAAUGAAUUACAGGGACAUGAAAUAUAUAAAUAGCUAUUACUAUAUUGAGCGUUUUAUACUUAAAUAAAUACUAUUGAUGCUAGUCAGUCUUGAUGUGCCAUUGUUGAAAAUGAUAUUCACAAAAAUUCAACUUUGUAAAAGAAUAGCAGGGUUCCUACAGUCAUGUA
Molecule: messenger RNA, 1566 nt
Organism: Rhinichthys klamathensis goyatoka
Lineage: Eukaryota; Metazoa; Chordata; Actinopteri; Cypriniformes; Leuciscidae
Exons: 2
Coding region: 75-725 (216 amino acids)
Source: RefSeq, a predicted model, not a curated record